GAAAAUUUAAAUGAUUAUGUAAAUGAAUUAGAAAAUGAAACAUUGACAAAAAGUUUUAAAAAUAGUAAUACUGAAAUUAUAAAUGGCAUAGAGUUAAUUGUUGAAUGUGCAAGUGAUGAAGAAAUUAGCGAAGUAAGUGAAAGAGAAGAAAAUUCAAAAUCAAGAUCAAAAACCAUAAUAAUUAGAGAAAAACCAAAUGCUUCUGAAGUUGAUGUAAGUUUAUCUGAAACAGAAAAAUCGGAUUCAUACAAUAUUAUAGAAUCAAAAUCAAAAAUAAAUGCAGAUUUCAGUAAGGGUACUGUUGAAAAUAAAAUAAAGAGAAGAAAUAGAAAGAAAUCUGUACUCUAUAAAGCAAUAGUUUCUGAAUCUGAAAACAGCAUAAAAUCAAAUUCUGAUGAUGAGGACUAUAGCCCUAUUACAAGAAAAAGAAUUAAAAAAUUUAGUCCAAAAAAAUAUAUAAAAGCUACAGAAACAAAAAGAGGUAGAGGUCGUCCUCGUGGUAGACCACCAAAAAUUAGGAAAAUAUUGAACGAAUUAUUAGAUCAUAAAAAGGAACAUAUAAAAGAAUCUUUCAAAUUAAAUAUUGAUCCAAAGUUUGAUGAAAAAGCAGAUAAAAAUCUUGUACAAGUAACAAUUUCAAAUAAUACGGAUGAAUCAAAGAAUGAAAGUUCUGGAAAAGAAACAUUUAAUGAAUACUAUAACAUUAAAAAUAUAAAAACAAAAAAGUCCAGUCAAUUUAAAAAUAAGAUGAUAGAUAAAUUAAAAAAAUUGAUUCAGACUGCUGGAAUUAAGGUUCAUUGUUAUCAAGCCUUACUCAAAGAUUAUAAAACAGAUACUUCUAAAAUAAAAUAUCUAUAUAAAUUCUUAGAAGAACAUGGUAUGGUAGGAAGACCAACUUUAGAAAAGUGUAAAAAACUUCGAAUAAAAAAUUAUACUAUGAAAGAAAUUGAGGAAUUGAAUACAAAAAGUAUUAUUUCAGAAACUCGUAGUGCUCGAGGUAACAAUACACGAAAAUUCAUCAUUGAAUCAGAAGUUUCUGCAUCUCCAAAUAAAAAAUGUUGUUCUUCAUUUAAAAGAAUCAAGGCAAUUAUUGAUAGUGACUCUGAAUAACACAUGAUUUACUAAAUAAUUUUAUAUUUAAAUAUAUUCUUAUAAUUUACUAUACAUAUUUGAAAAU
This is a messenger RNA of Ceratosolen solmsi marchali, 1177 nucleotides long. RefSeq names its product HIRA-interacting protein 3. The transcript is spliced from 3 exons. The record is from RefSeq and is a predicted model, not a curated record. The annotation marks the transcript as partial. Lineage: Eukaryota; Metazoa; Arthropoda; Insecta; Hymenoptera; Agaonidae. Gene Ontology annotation, cellular component: nucleus.